UGUGUUGCAGUAUAUUUUCUUUUUCUUUUUUGAAAAAAAUUAGGUUUUACAACGUCGUAUCGAGAAUCGAUUUUUAGAUUUAUAUACCGAUCCAAAGUGUUCCACUCAUCCAAUUGGUAGAAUCGAAGUUUUAUACUUAUCAAGUUUACCUAUUGAAAAAGAUUUAUUAAACGGAAAGCGUAAAGUUGUAGAUGAAGAUGAAGAUUAUCCUAUACCAGAUGUUUAUAGUGAACAAGAGGAUUCAGAUCAUGUUGAAGAAAGUGAUGACGAUCAGAUAGCUGAGUGUGAAAUAGUUGGACAUAGUCGUCAAAAAAAGCUUGUUAAAGCUAUGUCUGUUGGUCAAAAGCAAAUUAAGCAAAAAUUAAUUGGUUUACUGAAAAAAUUAAAAAUUAGUGAUCCUAAUGAGGUUGAUUUAGAUGUGGCUACAACAUCGAAAUUAUGGGAUGAAAUUGAUCGUAUAGCGACAGCUAGUGAUAUCGAAGAGGAUUCAGAUGCGGAAAGUUAUAAUUUAGUCUCGAUUCAGAGUACACCACGACCAACACUUCGACCUUUUUUCGCUACAGCCGGUAGCUCUGAUGAUACAUUGAGUGCCGAUGCUGGAGCGAAAUUGUUGAAACGCCUACAAAGAGAGUUACUUGCCCAAAGUGAAACUGAUACAUCACCGGAUACUGUACAUCUACGAUCUAUGCUAGCUUCAGUUGGUAAAUCGGUAAGCUUUCAAAACCCAUUCGGGAAAUCUUCUGGAAAGUCCGAUUUAUUACCUUUAGAGAGAUUUUCCGCACUACCAGGUUCACCUACGACAACAUUUACUGAUUCUGGACCUUUGCAUCCCACUGAUUCUUCACUCCUUCAACGAGGUGGUGGUCAUAUGAUGAGUUUAGCUGGUGGCCGUUUCGCCAAACGAUUUGCGCAUAUUCGACGACGAUCUAAUUCAAAGCAUAUUUUUGGAAUGCAUAGACCCAAUAAAUCUAACUACAACCAGGAAUCUGAAACGGUUAAUCAACGUGUAGAAAAUAUUACUAUGGAAAGUGAAUCGUCAGAUGAUCACUCUCCAACUGAUGGUGGAUUAGAUCCUUCUUGUUUAUCUUUAUCUCGUGGACAAGAUACAGUUUUUGAUUAUUCCGCUUUACAUAAUUCUUCGGGAGAUUUCUCUCAAGCAAUAAACCCUACACUUUGUUCUACUCCAGAAACUAAUCGUUCGUAUAUAUUAGGCGAUAGAGGAAUUUCCGAUGGGAAUAUUGCUUAUGAUGAAAAGAAAAUUCAUGAGAAAACACCAACCAAUUGUAGUACAGAUUUCUCAACUAGUGAAAAUAAAUCUUUAGAAGCAUCAGCAAAUUCUCUUGGUACUUCUACGGAAAUGAAUCCGUCAAAUUUAGAAAAACUAGCAAGUGUCACAUUUAUUGUUGGUAGUUUCGAAAAAUCUGGAAAAAUUGUAUUUAGUCUACUAUCUGAAUUAAAUCUACGUUUAUUUAACGUAAAUUCACUCAUUGAAAUGCGUACAAUUUUCACACGUUUGGCUAAUGAAGCACAAAGCUAUACACGACGUAUAUCCGAUGGUGAUUAUAUUAAAAUUUGUAUACUCGGUGGAAAUUUAUUAAUUAAUCUUGUCUUACGUGCUUAUGUUGAUCAAUUAAGUUGUAGAUCUACAGAAUUGAUAACUGCUUUUCGAUUUUUCAUUAUACCAAUUGAUGGAUUAACUAGAUUUAUUCAUCAUUCAUCAGCAUUACAACAUCAACGAAGUCGGAACAAUCUAAUGAAGACUAAUCAGAUAUCAGAAGUUGGCAGUCAACAACGGCAGCAGCAUACAAUGGAUACACCAAGUAACACUGGAUGUAAUCAAUCUAAUCUGAAUGAUUCAGAUUCUGAUCGUACUUCGCUACCAUCAAUUCAUGGAUCGAAUUACUUUAACAAUCUGUUUACGUUUCAUCUUUGUCAAAUUGAUCCAAUUUAUGGAAGCUUAUUUUCAGAAUUAUGCAAUGAGUCUGCUUCUGUCGAUGUUAAUUCUACGAUGAAUGAUUUAGAUUUGUUAGUGCUACGAUCUGAAUUGGUUAAUCGUAUUGUGAAAUAUUUAACAAAUGGUAGAAAUGUCCAUCCAUUUCCUAUUGGAUCAUGUCUUCUUGGCUCAUCAAAAAAUACUUCAACUAAUGUAAAUAAAAUGCAAAAAUCUCUAACUACAGAUUGUACUAAUGCGAUGUCAAAUUUAUCUUCAACCAAUAUAAAUAUUGCAAAUCAGUCAGGUCAAGGAAUAACAGACCAAAAUGCUAGUUAUUCAGAUGGGAUUUCUUGUUCAGGUAAUAAUAAUAUUCAGAAUGAAGAAAUGGUUAUUCCAUUCAUUUUAAAUGUUCGUCUAGGCAAUUGUUCAACAUUAAAUUAUCCUGGCUUAUUGACAACUGUUCCAACACAGACUAAAUCUCAACACCAACAGCAGACUAGUCGAUCGUUUACUGCCGAUCCAUCUUCUAAUUCAUUUAAUACAUCUACAGUAGUAACUAAUACAAGUACCGCUGACUUUGAUUUUAAAACACCGAGUGAUCCAGAACAAUCUUAUACUAAACGUAAUAUUAGUCCUGAAUUAGUUUCACAUAAUGCAACCAUAGCACCAAGAAUACGUCGAAAUUUUUCACUAUCAUUUCGUUCACAUAAAACACUACUUAAACGAAAAUCUUCAUGGAGAAAUGGAUCUUUUAGAACUAAUAACAACAGGAAUAGUGCUAGUAGUAGUAUUACUACUACCGCUACUAUACGUUUGUUUGAUAUUCUACCCGGAUCACAUUCUUCUGCUCAAAGAAGUGUUCAGUCACCAAUAUUCGGUUCCGAUCGACGCCUUUGGGAUAUUCAAAUAGAGUACUGGUCGAUACCUAGUCAGACUACAACAAUAAGUAGCAAUAGUCAAAUUACUUCAAUGUCAUCGUCGUUUUCAUCUGCGAAUUCUGUUUCAAAUAAUAUCAAUACUAACAGUGCUCUUUCUUGUCCUACAAGUCCACCAAGUACAACAUCGGAUCCUGUAUCACCACCGCGACGUUCUACUAUAAAAACUAUAUCGCCUGGUUUGGUCGUUACGAUAGAUUCGUCACCCAAUACAACCGGUUCUAUGUUAUCUUCGCCAUAUCGUAAUGGUGACAUAUUUAAUUAUGGUAUGGAAUCCCAUUCUAACAGUUUAGUUUGUUCACCAAUUCGUCAUGUACAAAUCAAUUUAAAUCAAACACAUACUCAACAUCUCGCUCUUGGAUUAUGGACAAAGGAAAAAAAACAAAAAAUUAUGCUUAUCGGUCGUAAAGGAAAAGGACUUAACUGUCGUUAUGAGUUGAUUACUGGUAUUCAACGUCUUUUAUGUACUGGACGUUGUUGUAAUUUGCAUAAUACCAGUUCAACUAAUAAUACUGAACGUUCAAAAGAUACAGAAUCCAGUCAUCAUCAUCAUUCUUCAUCAGCCGGUUUAAUAUCAGAUUCAAAUGUUCUAUGCUCUCCAGAUUAUAAAACUUCAAGUACAAUAUCUGCAUUAGGCUUAGCUUUGACUGGUGGUAAUGCUAGUAAUUGUGGUUUUUCAGGGUUUACUGUGAACAAUAAUCAUAUGAUGAGAGUUUGGAUAGAUGGUGUUGAAUGGACCGAUUUGAAAUUUUUCCAAAUCACUCCAGUUUGGCGUACACAUGUAAAAUGUUUUCCAGUUGUUCUAUUGAGUGCUAAUCAGGCGGAUACAGCAACUCUAGUCAAAUAAAAAUAAUCAUAAGGAUUAUUAUCAGUAUUAUUCGAACAAGUUCAGUGAGAUUUCUCUGGCGAAAAAAUAGAGAACUGAAUGUAUAGUCUGUGUAUUUGUAUCAUUUUCGCAUCUUCGGUUAUUCUGAACACCAAAUAAUAAACCUAAUCAUAACAGUGAAUAAUUGUAAUUGUAACAAUAACAAUGCAUUUAUCAGUGGUAUUAUUUUAUUCAUGUUUGUUUGUAUUUCAUUUCGCCAAAAUUUUGUUGUUGUUGUUGUUUUCAUAGUUACUUUGUCUUCCAGAUUAUGUUGUAUGAAUAAAUUUUUUGUUUGUCUAUUUAUAAGAUAUCCAUCCCUCUUAUAUAUUGUAGAUACAAGUGGUUUUUAGUUUCUGUCUAUUCAUUUUCACUACCUGAUAACAGUACUAUUUCAAAUAAAUUCUUUUAUCUAUACCUUUUAAACAUUUAUUUUAAAGUUUCGUUGAAACCCACUGUCUUAUUUUCUGUUCAUUUCAUCAUGAACUAUAAAUUAAUUUUCCUGUUUAAUGCCUGUUUUCUGUCAAUCCGAAUCAGAAUACUUGUGUUGUUUUUUAAAAAAAAUCUAACUUAAGAUGUUUAUACCACACCGUCAGGUAGUUUAUAUAUCCGUCCAAACGCUUCCGGUUUUUGUGUUGUGUUUAUUUAACUGUCUGCAUGUUCACUUUACUUUUUUUUGUUAAUUCUCUGGUUAAUCGCGAUUAUUUAUAGUUUUACACACAUUUUAUUUUGCUUUUAAGGGAACACUUCUAUCCUAUGAAUGUUUUUCUUCCAAAUAUAUAUAUAUAUAUAUAUAUAUAUAUAUAUAUAUAUAUAUAUAUAUAUAUAUAUCACAGAUAUAAGUAUACAUCGCUUCGUCUUUCAUAUUCUGCUUUAGAAAUUAUUGUCACUGCAAAUUACUAUGACAUUGAUCCAAUGUUUUAUUUGUCAAAUCAAAUCACUGAAUAAUUGUUCAUCAUAUUUUACAAGUUUCAAUUGUAUCAUGUACGUGUCAAAUAAAAUUAGUUUUU
Messenger RNA from Schistosoma haematobium, 4740 nucleotides. RefSeq lists its product as uncharacterized. Gene Ontology annotation, biological process: protein localization to plasma membrane. The record is from RefSeq and is a predicted model, not a curated record. The transcript is spliced from 14 exons. Lineage: Eukaryota; Metazoa; Platyhelminthes; Trematoda; Strigeidida; Schistosomatidae. Bases 329 to 3715 code for a protein of 1128 amino acids.